CGGCAGCGGGCUUAACUCACAAGGAUAAAUAGGGUGCUCUUCAAGAAAAAGAAAAGAAAGAAAGGGAGGCAUUUGUCUUUCUUUAUUCUAUUUGGCUGCCGAGAAAAAUAUGGAAAAUAAAAGGGGCCAAUUGCUCCUUUUGUUUGCACAUUUCAGAUUCAGAAACUAACUUUCGUCAGCUGAAAUUUCAAGAAUUUGGGAUUUUUCAGUUCCCUGUUUGUUUGCUUUACCUUUUCCGUGUUUUCUCGGUAAACAAACAGCAAAUCAAAAUGGGAGUUAGGAUUUGCUCAAUUGAAUUUGAAUUCAUUGUUUCGCUGUACUCGUUUGAUGUUUAGGUUUAGGGUCUACAAUGGCAACAGCUACGUACCCACCACCGCCGCCAUUUUACCGGCUCUACAAGGAUUACCUCCAGGACCCUAAAUCGGCUCCGGCGCCGCCUCCGCCCAUUGAAGGGACUUACGUUUGUUUUGGAGCCAAUUACACGACUGAUGACGUGCUUCCAAGCAUGGAGGAGCAGGGUGUUCGCCAGCUAUAUCCAAAAGGACCAAAUGUGGAUUUCAAGAAGGAAUUGAGGUCACUCAACAGAGAAUUGCAGCUGCACAUUUUGGAGCUCGCUGAUGUUCUCGUCGAGAGACCAUCACAAUAUGCUAGGAGAGUGGAGGACAUAUCUCUUAUCUUCAAAAACUUGCACCAUCUCCUGAAUUCAUUGCGGCCUCACCAGGCUAGAGCAACACUCAUUCACAUUCUAGAACUCCAGAUACAAAGUCGUAAACAAGCUGUGGAGGAUAUUAAAAGGAGAAGAGAAGAAGCGCAGAGACUUCUCAAGGAGUCCCUUGGAACGUUGGAACUCUCAUGAUUGUUCUGCCCACUUAACUGAAGCUUUUUGGAAGUUUUAGCUUUAGAAGCUUUGUAUAUUUGUGAUUGACACCGUCAGUGUUAUAUGUUUAUGUAUUGGAAACUAUUUUUCCCUUUGUUUUCUCUGCUAUAAUCUAGAAAGAGAUAGUUCCUUGGAUCAUUCCCUCUUUCCUUUAUUGGUUUUAAAAAAAUACUUAGACGCACCAUGUUGAGUACCAUUACUAAUAAAAGUUAAGCUACAUUUGUGGGUCCUACACUAUGGAAUUCACUUUUUAUUUGUGAGU
Messenger RNA from Morus notabilis, 1139 nucleotides. RefSeq names its product mediator of RNA polymerase II transcription subunit 7a. The record is from RefSeq and is a predicted model, not a curated record. NCBI's taxonomy places the organism in Eukaryota, Viridiplantae, Streptophyta, Magnoliopsida, Rosales, Moraceae. Gene Ontology annotation, cellular component: mediator complex; core mediator complex. The coding region runs from base 350 to 856 and encodes 168 amino acids. Gene Ontology annotation, biological process: regulation of transcription by RNA polymerase II. Gene Ontology annotation, molecular function: transcription coregulator activity. The transcript is spliced from 5 exons.